This is a messenger RNA of Babesia sp. Xinjiang, 915 nucleotides long. RefSeq lists its product as uncharacterized. The transcript has a single exon. The record is from RefSeq and is a predicted model, not a curated record. The coding region runs from base 1 to 915 and encodes 304 amino acids. Lineage: Eukaryota; Apicomplexa; Aconoidasida; Piroplasmida; Babesiidae.
AUGAAGUAUAAAACCCCUAGCUUGAUGAGAUAUAUAAUUUUCUCAAUCAUGCUCUUAAACGCCGUUUUGCCAUCAGUCGCUGAAAAUGAUGAUACUGAAGGCAAGAAGACGUGCCCCGCGGAUAUUGAUAUACUUACAAAAACAACAUUCUUCACUAUGAUGAUGGGCUACGCUACUGACUCGUAUCUAUCAAAUCCGCUUCAGAAGCGAGAUGUGAAUGCUCCAUCUGAGGCUGCGGAGGCAGCCUCUACCGUUGAAUCAUCUGAUGGGACGGAAGAUAAGGAGAAGGGCGACUCCGAAGAGUCUGAUGAGGACUUUGACUUCAAAACCAUAUUCGGGAAGAAUACAGUGAAACCUUAUACUGAGGAGGAGUUGGCGGAGAAAAUUCGCGAGAUCCUCAAAACACCUGAUCCGCUCUAUGGCACAGAGUACAACAGUGAAUGGGGGCGUGCCUGUCUAACUGAAGACUACGAAAUCCCCAACACAGAGCUAUUAAUACAUUUUGACGUAUUCGACCCGUUUUUCCCUCCGGGGUUGAUUUUCGAGGACCUGCGUUGCUUGCAUUUGUACAACGUCAAGGAUGGCUAUCAUUUGUAUAAAUUGCGUUUUGGUGAUAUGAUAAUUACUUUACGGCCUAAUCUCGAGCAGGUGUCGAUUCAUCUUUUUGAGGAUUCUUGGGGUUUGAUGGUUGUGCGCUUAUUGUUCACCGCAGAUGGCAUACUGCAUCGCCAUGAGUACACAGAAAACGCUCGUUCGUCGCGUGUGUUCCAAAAAACCAUGGGACCAGCGGUCCAACAUGCGCAUCCUAUUGCAGACACUACGGACCUGAACAAAUGGCUGGACGAAAAAUACCGCCUUUUGUCUCAGCAGAGACCGCCUAUUAUAGAAGAGGUUAUACACCGAACCGCUUCUUAG